Puntigrus tetrazona (Sumatra barb) is the source of this 766-nucleotide messenger RNA. RefSeq names its product membrane-spanning 4-domains subfamily A member 4A-like. Gene Ontology annotation, cellular component: membrane. NCBI's taxonomy places the organism in Eukaryota, Metazoa, Chordata, Actinopteri, Cypriniformes, Cyprinidae. The record is from RefSeq and is a predicted model, not a curated record. The transcript is spliced from 7 exons. The annotation marks the transcript as partial.
GUUUGCAUAUUACAAAGCUCAGGUGAUAAGGAGGAGCGACAAAGUACGACUACAGACUAAAGUGACACUAAAGAGCAGGCAGAAGAGAGUUUCUGAUUCUGAAAGGAGAAUGUCCCACACAGUCUUACCCGUGAACUCCUCAACACUCAUCAUCCAGAUUCAACCACCGACACAAACAGCACCAGCCGGGACUGUGACCAAUGCUCCUGUGCCUAUUUAUGAACAAGUAACAGGAGUUUCUCCUCUUCGUGGACUUCAGGCAUUUCUGAAAGGCCAACCGAAAGCCCUUGGGACCGUCCAGAUAAUGAUUGGUAUAUUGACUUUCCUGCUUGGGAUCGUGUCUACAAUUCAUGCAGAAUCCAUAUCUGUCUUUAGUGGUGUUCCAUACUGGGGAUCAAUCAUCUACAUCAUUGCAGGUUCACUCAGCAUUGCUGCCGAAAACAAACUUAAUUCGCCCUCCGGUUUGCGUUUGGUGAAAGGUUUACUUGGAAUGAACAUUUUCAGUGCUUUAAGUGCAGUCACUGCCGUUAUUAUAAUUUCAAUUGAUUUGGCUCUAGGACCAAUGCACAUAAGUCACUGCAGAUAUGACUGUUAUGAUUUGGAGGAAAGGUAUAUGGCCUUCUUCUCGGGAAUCGGUAGUGUUUUGCUGAUAUUUGCCUUGCUUGAGUUUAUCAUCUCCAUCUAUUUGUCAUCAUUUGCCUGUAAAGUAACCUGCUGCUGUUCUCCACAGGAGUUGAAUGUUCCAGAAGUUCUACCUCGAAUGCCU